AUGAACUUCUGCGCAUAUGUGACAAACAAUAUAUCAAAAGAAAAUCACCUUAUCACUGCCAACGAGGGGAGUGCAGUUGCCCUAGCAACAGGCUAUCACCUGGCAACGGGAAAAAGCGCAAUGGUUUACCUUCAGAAUUCUGGCCUGGGUAACACAGUGAACCCGCUGAUGUCUCUAGCGGUCCCAGCUGUGUACAGCAUUCCCAUGUUGAUGCUGAUUGGCUGGCGUGGGGAACCUGGCAAACGUGACGAGCCCCAACAUAUCACCCAGGGCAAGACAACUCCAGGACUACUCGCUGCCCUGGGGAUCCCCUUCCAGCCCUUACCUGACUAUGAGGAGGGGGCAGGACUUGUGCUGCAGAGUGCCAGACACUACCUAGACUCUCACAAGGGGCCCUAUGCGCUGCUUGUCAGGCGGCAGACGUUCUCCCCAUACAAGCUGCCCAAGUUGCCGCCCGUGUUUCCACUGUCCAGAGAGAAAGCCUUGCAGCUGAUCAUUGACGGGUUGGGACCAAAAGACGUCAUAGUCGGGACAACGGGCAUGCUUUCAAGGGAACUAUAUGAAUACAGAGUGGCCAGGGAGGACGGCCAUGAGAGGGAUUUCCUCACCGUGGGCUCGAUGGGCCACGCCUCCUCUAUAGCCCUGGGCAUUGCCAUUCAGAAACAUAACAGACAGAUAAUAUGUCUGGACGGAGAUGGUUCAGUGAUCAUGCACAUGGGCGCCUUGGCGACUAUAGGUCAGCAUGGGCCAGAGAACCUGAAGCACGUAAUCAUCAACAACGGCUCUCACGAAUCAGUGGGGGGUCAACCUACAGACGCAGGCAACCAUGACAACUUCAACUUUGGGGCCAUAGCCCGGGGCUGUGGUUAUAGGGAGACGUGCGGUAACACCAAACAGUGA
Molecule: messenger RNA, 900 nt
Organism: Dreissena polymorpha
Lineage: Eukaryota; Metazoa; Mollusca; Bivalvia; Myida; Dreissenidae
Product: phosphonopyruvate decarboxylase-like
Biological process (GO): organic phosphonate biosynthetic process
Molecular function (GO): thiamine pyrophosphate binding; phosphonopyruvate decarboxylase activity
Source: RefSeq, a predicted model, not a curated record